AUGACGCGUGCUGGAUUCAAGGGUAAGGUGCUCGGUAAGGAGAAGAAGCAGGCGCUGCUGGAGUCCCGCAAGAAGGCGAUCGCCUCCCGCAAGUCACGCGAUGACCGCCGCUGGAAGCGUGUGCUCGCCACGAUGGACGCGGAAAAGCGCAAGAAGUACCACGGCGUUGGCAACACCGCUGAGCACUCCCGCGUGCGUGGCGCCACCCGCGCCUCACUCCGCAAGCGCACUGGCCGCAAGCCCGACAACAUCGCCAUGGAGGCCACUAUCCACCUUUCCAAGCUGCUCAAGAAGAAGACCUUCCACAAGCGUGCGCCCAUCGCCAUCAAGCGCAUCAAGUCUUUCGUCGGUAAGCUGAUGAAGACCAAGGACAACCGUGUCGACGCAUCCCUCAACACCUACAUCUGGCACAAGGGUGUGAAGGGUGUGCCCGGCCGUGUGCGUGUCCACGUGGAGCGUAAGUCUGAGACACUUGAGGGUGGCAAGCGCAAGCACUUCUACACUGUCAUCUCCAACGUCCCAGUCUCAACCUUCAAGAACCUCACAACAAAGGUGAUUGAGCAGUAG
Molecule: messenger RNA, 567 nt
Organism: Trypanosoma theileri
Lineage: Eukaryota; Euglenozoa; Kinetoplastea; Trypanosomatida; Trypanosomatidae
Product: 60S ribosomal subunit protein L31
Exons: 1
Coding region: 1-567 (188 amino acids)
Biological process (GO): cytoplasmic translation
Cellular component (GO): cytosolic large ribosomal subunit; ribosome
Molecular function (GO): structural constituent of ribosome
Source: RefSeq, a predicted model, not a curated record